This is a messenger RNA of Mytilus californianus (California mussel), 637 nucleotides long. Its product is annotated as peptidyl-tRNA hydrolase 2, mitochondrial-like. The coding region runs from base 80 to 592 and encodes 170 amino acids. NCBI's taxonomy places the organism in Eukaryota, Metazoa, Mollusca, Bivalvia, Mytilida, Mytilidae. The record is from RefSeq and is a predicted model, not a curated record. Gene Ontology annotation, cellular component: cytosol; mitochondrion. Gene Ontology annotation, molecular function: peptidyl-tRNA hydrolase activity. The transcript has 5 exons.
AGUCAUAUUUUUUAAUGGAACUAGAGUAAAAAAGUAACAUUGAGCAAAAGAAAUGUGUUGAAAAGAAAAAUAGAAAAAAAUGACAUCAAUUUUCAGUAAAGAGCAAUCAGGAUAUGUUGUUGUUGGAAUAGGAGUCGGUCUUGUCAUUGGAUGGUUUCUUAGAGGACGUUUUCGUCCUAAAUUAGCUGUUUUAUCUUCAAAAAAUGGUUCAAAUGAAGCAGUAUUUUCUUCAGAUAGUGGAGAGUACAAAUUGGUGUUUGUUGUAAGGAAUGAUUUGAAAAUGGGGAAAGGAAAAGCAGCUGCUCAGUGCUGUCAUGCUGCAGUCAUGUCAUAUGAAGCUGUCAGUAAAACAGACCCAGAAAUGUUCAGGAAAUGGAGAAUGUAUGGUCAGCCAAAAGUUGUUGUCAAAACAGAAACAGAGAAAUCUUUAUUACAAAUAGCAAGAGAUGCUAGAUCUUUAGGACUUAAUGCUAGCUUAGUAAAAGAUGCUGGUCGUACUCAGAUAGCACCAGGAUCUAUAACAGUCACGGGUAUAGGACCAGGACCAGAAGAAUUAGUGAAUCAAGUGACAGGACAUUUAAAACUGUUUUGAAAUUUUUUAUUAAUUUUUUUGUUAUAUUAAAAGUUUUUAUUUUGA